GUGAGGUACGUCAGCUAGCUCGUCGUUGUAUGUAGGAGACCGCACAUUAUGGAAAACAUGACGAAGAAAGACCGGCCGGCCGUCGUAGUAAGCGAAUAAUUAAGUGACUGGGAAACAUUUUCAGUGAAUGAAAUUGUAAAUCCCACCUUUGUGAUUCUUGUACACCGCGUACGGUUUCUGUAGAGGGGCCACAACUAGCUGCACAGGACAUGCGUGUGGUAGACCGGCCGAAGUAGUAACAUCAGACACUAAAAAACUACGUUUACCGGUGUCUGUGAUUACCACAUGGGACAAAAUUACUCUGGAAUUGUCUGCGUAGCGCAGUCUGUUUUGUGAUAACUGAACUCAAGAUUAUUUGAGCACUGCCACUGGGAUUUAGCUCUUCGUCACCACGAGGGGAGGUGUUUUACAGCCACAGCAAGGAUAUAUCCCAUGUGUUCAUCAGGAACCUUGGAAUCUGAAAAUCCCAGGAAAUUGAAUCAGUAACCAACCCUGUUGUCUGAUCUGUUACGCAUAAAGUGGUCUUCAGUCGAAGCCCCCAACGAGGGAGGCUGUGUGUUGGUUUGGCAGACAACCAGCAACCUAGAACUUUGCACCGUCCGAGAGCACACAGUGAAGUGUGUUUUGAUUUCAUGCUGAUAUAAAAGCACCAUCGCAUCACUCGCCAGACAUUGAACACGGGACCCCACUCUUCAGAUUGUGCUGUUUUUUGUUUUGUCAAGGGUGACUUGCCACUGAAUAGCUACGGCCAUGAGAUCGGGUCGAGUCUACUAAAGAGUUUCCAGCGAUCUAGAAUGUCUGAAAGCUCCUCAUCUGAAGAGGAGAUCCUGGUUUGUCCCCCAGGGUACGGCGUCACAUUCACUAUUGGGGGACUACCCUUGAUGGCCAGCACGUUAGCCAACGCUUUACCCUGUACAUCCACCGGAGAAACUUGCAAUGACACCAACAAUAAACUCUGCCAGGAAUGGCUCGAGGACGAUAACCGCCGACGAGACCUGGAGAAAUGGGCCAUGCUGGCCGGUCAGGCCGCUUACAAACUCGAAUCCCACAUCUUCCACCAGGUCCUGCCGGAUGAGUUCAUCAAACCUCACAUCUUCCCGAGGAACAUUACAGACAUGGAGGCCCUCAUCAAGAAAUACGGGCAGAGCGGCGAGGCUGCGAGGCUUGAGAAUGCCAAGGGAAAGUGGAAGCAACUUAAGAACCACUGGAGGUGGACUAAAGACCAUACGGCCGCACUUAGCCACAUCAAGUUCGCCUACUUGCACAUUUCAAACCCUCUGGAGGUCAUGAUGAGACUGGAUCGGAACCAGGAAGAAAGCUUAGAAGAAACACGGCAGGCAUUCCAUCAGUCCUUGCCAACUAACCUUGACGAGGCAGGUAACCAGAUCGUUGAGAUGAUGCACGAGGCAAAUCUACUCAAGACAAUGUCUUCCUUUUAAACUAAGUAUCAUUAUAAAAGCACCGGACACUUUUGGUAAUUACUCAAACUUAUAGUUAGCAUCAAAACUUACUUGGUAAACAAGCAAUGGAGAGCUG
Asterias rubens (European starfish) is the source of this 1536-nucleotide messenger RNA. RefSeq lists its product as uncharacterized. The coding region runs from base 795 to 1439 and encodes 214 amino acids. The record is from RefSeq and is a predicted model, not a curated record. The transcript has 3 exons. Lineage: Eukaryota; Metazoa; Echinodermata; Asteroidea; Forcipulatida; Asteriidae.